CGGAGGUUCACUACGAUUCGCUGUCGUUUUGAUGAGUACUAACGUUUAAAAAACCAACGGCUAGUUUAGUAUGACCGUUUAGAAGCCAAAUAAUUCAAACUCAUUCUUUCACCCACAGGGACUAAAAGAAAGGCUUCUUCUUCAUUUAGCUGCCCAUAUAUGAUAGUAUCACAAUUCCUAUUCUGAAAACAGACAUUCUUUCAUAGCGACCCAGAUUCAUUCCCAGUAGGAAGUUCACAACAGAAUCCAGAAAAAGAAAAAGAAUAAAGAUGGUUUCCACAUAUACACCCACUUAUUACAGUUCAUUUCAAGAUUCCAUAGCUUCUUUGUGCAAGAAUUUACUUCCGUUUUCGUUCAACAAGAAGAAGCGGUUGACCGCCAUCGCCGCAGCCGAGCAGCGGCUUUCGAAGCAGCAAGCCGACAACUUGAAAUGGCAGCAAGAGUCGUUCCACCAGAUUCUCAAAUUGAUGGGCCUUUGCAAGGAAGGGAUUGUGCCUGAAACAGAGGUCUCUGCUUUUAAGUCUUACUUGCUGGACACCCUUAUCGCUUCGCCCCACGAUCACGAACAUUCCACCAUUUUGAGGGAUAAAUUGGUCUUCCUUCAGGAGCUGCUGUAUGCAAAAUGCGUAUCGGAAGAUGAGUAUCAUUCAUUAAAGAGGCCUCUUUUACAGAGGCUAGCAGUUCAAGGAGCUGAAAUUGAUGCAAAAGAUGUAUAUGUUGGUGCUAAGAAGAAAGAAACCUCCCCGGAUGAGGAGUGGUCAGUGAUUGAUUUGAAAGAUGAGAAGGCCAGAGAAAGUUCAAACUCAAAGAAUCAUUCCAAGCCAGGUUCAGCUGUAAAGCAAAUCAAAGGGGCUGCAUCAGUCCUUGGCUUUGGUUCAUCAAGCAAAAAUGCAAAAGCUAAGGAAGAAAAGGGCUUAACUGAUCCUGGGGGCGAAAACAUUAGGCCACUCAACAGAAGGAAUGAAGUUGUAGUUUCCACGGAGAACCCUUUUUGGAAUAGUCACAACAGAUAUGAAGAAGGUGAAACAAAGUCGAUCCUAAUGCCAGAGAGUUUGCCACAUGAACCGGCAAAGAUUGAGACACAAAGUGACAAAGCUAGGAGGAAACCCUUUAGAAAUUUGUUUCAGAAAGUGCAAAAUGAUGCAAAUCGGAGCAAUGAUAAUAAUAAUGGUCAUGUUGCUGAGGAUACAUUGAAAUCAGGGAAGAAGCCAUGGGGAUUUGAAGGGUUCAAGAAAUGGAAGAAGAAUGAUUCGGAUGAUGAAAAUCUUCCUUUGGCUUUAAAUUUGAAGUCAAACAAUGAGAACCAUUCAGGAAACCUUGUCCAAAGCCCCGUUGGAGAAGGACCAAACACCAAGGAAAUCAAGAGGAAACUACAUCCUGAUGGAGCAGCUUCAGACUUUUUCGUUGACAAGGUUUUAGGGGAGAACAUCAAGAAGAAGCUGUCACAAAUUAAGUCAGAACUUGGUGCAAAAAAUCCUAAUGUUCAUUUCUCAGAUGACCAAAUUGAAGCUAUUUCAACCAGGCUCCCAGUCGACAAGGCUGACCUGAAAAUGUUCUUUCCCAAGUCAUGGUGCGACACAUAUGGUGAUGUCGUUUUGGAUGUGGUGAGAAAGGAAUUCAAGGACCAUGUCGGAGAAAUGAGUGCUGGCAGGAGGGAGAAGAACAGCUCAAACAGAUGGACAACGUUUGACGAUGAUGAAAACUAUCACCCAAAUCUUUUUGCUCCGGCAACCAAUAUCAGUAUUGAGAAGGGAUUCAAAUAUAAUCCUUUCUUUGAUGUUUAGGCCGCUGGAUGUAGCAAGAAAAAUGGUGCUGAAGCAUGUUGGAACUAUAUACGGUGUUUAGGCCAGAGUCCCUUCCUGGCCUUGCCUGGCUUGCAGCUCCACCAGACACUGGAUUUUGGGUCUUCCCCCUGCUUUAAGAAAAAAAUGCAAUUGUAAACUCCGAUUUAUGAGUGGUGCUGCUUUUGGAAGUGCAUUGCCAAUGCCCAAAUGUGGACCUUGUUAAUGAGUAACAAUGGUGUCUCUGUAAUAUACAAUUAGAAAGAACACCAAUUUAUGUAUUCCUUUGAGUAAAAAAUAUUCUUGAUUGCGUUGCCAAUUUGCAGUAUUCUUCUAAUGUCAUUAAGGUUCAACAGAAACUUGGAGAGUGAAAGCAAUACUACACACAAGUUUGAAUUUCCAACAUUUCUUAUCCCACAAUCUUUUCCUUUUUCAUGUUCAAAUAGUUUUUACUUGGCAUAUCGAAAUGCCACUCAUCAAAACCAUGCAUGAGGCUGAACUCUCGAGAUCACAGCGCAAAAUUUGCAUCUUCCGCUAAAAACCAGCCAAAAAUAUGCUUUCUCAUUAAUCAUGACCGUGCACUGUCAUCUAAACAUGACACCCCAGUCCGAGCUAAGUUCAUGAGGGUAUUACUGAAAUACCCGGCUAUAUAUACAGACCCUCACUACUAGUGAACCAAAAAUGAUCCAGGAAGUCUGUAAGGACUACUACGUAUUUCUCUAUAUAAGCAACAAGACAAGAUUACAUAUUCCUCAAAAGAUAACGUGGGAACAUGUCCACAUUCCAGACUCCAGAGUGGAACUGCCUUAUCUACAAAUACAUACAAAGUAUCUCAAAAUCAAUGGACUUCGGUGCCUGAAAUUGCACCUUCUCUCAUAUCUAAACCCCCGCGGACAUCUCCCCGGCAAAGCGGGCACACACUGAAGCAUCAGAACAGACAAACGACCAAUGAAUAAAAGGACUCAGCUAAAUUGAAAGGAAGAGGUACAAUAUAAAAUGGAGGAUUUAGAAGAAGAUGGGAAACUUACCCAUGUAUUUCUUUAAGCCAUUU
Oldenlandia corymbosa var. corymbosa is the source of this 2832-nucleotide messenger RNA. The record is from the annotation of a GenBank genome assembly. Lineage: Eukaryota; Viridiplantae; Streptophyta; Magnoliopsida; Gentianales; Rubiaceae.